Molecule: messenger RNA, 1216 nt
Organism: Didymodactylos carnosus
Lineage: Eukaryota; Metazoa; Rotifera; Eurotatoria; Philodinida; Philodinidae
Source: the annotation of a GenBank genome assembly
GGGGUCGAAUAGACGUUCCGUUAAUCUCAACCAGCCGUCAAAAAAUACCACCUUAUCAUCUAGCAUUCAUCCAGGUCACGGUUCCGUCAUCCAUUACUACAGACAGUUGGGAUGCAUCGAUAACAUCUGUCGGUCGAAAAAUUCACACUGCCAACAGUUGGAUUCGAAUUAAAGAUCGAAAAUCAUUCGUACAAGUCGCUAACUGCUCCGCAUCGUCUUCGUACAUUCGCCCGGGACAAAAGGUUGCAUUAGCAGACCUUUUAGAAUACUCGUCGCAAAAUAAAGACUCCGCAAAUGAAUAUCAAUCAGAAUCACCCAUGCCGAAACAAAAAGGAUUAGAUAAAGAUAUAGAAGAAACAAACAGAGACAAUGGAGCAGAAGAUAGAGGUCUGUUUUCUUUUUCUCUAGCUAAUGACAUGUUGUCUGCUGAAGGUUUCCCUAUUAGAGGCACUAGCGAGGCUAAGGAUUGCUUAGUACCCUUGCAGGACUUCACCGACUCGAGAAAAUCAGUUAUCGUUACUGUCAAAAAUAACGAAAAAUUUUCAAAAAAUCCUACUCAAAAUUUGAUUGAACCUUCUGCUGAAAAUUUACAAACAUGUCAUACUCGAAAUACACACAUACACACUAAUCUUAAUUCAUACACCAAAUCUAUUCAUCACGUAAAACCAACCACACCUUCUACCGAUCCUAAAUUUUUAGAGCAGCUAGAUUUUACCGGUGCCGACUUAGACGACAGGCAAAAGCAACAACUACGCGGAUUACUAUCUAAGUUUGAAGAAUGUUUUUCGGAUACACCUGGUCGCACAGACAUAUUAAAACAUCACAUCGAUACCGGAGAUUCAAGACCAAUAAAAUUAAGACCUUAUCGCGUCUCUCCACCUCUUAAGCGUAUAAUUUCUGAAGAAAUUUCUCAAAUGUUAAAGCAAGGAAUCAUCGAGCAGGCUAACAGUCCGUACGCUGCGCCUGUGACUCUCCAGUCUAAGCGAGAUGGUACCCUCCGUUUCUGCAUCGACUUUCGCCAACUUAAUUCAGUCACAGUUCGAGACGUUUAUCCGCUACCCCGGAUAGAUGAUACCUUAGAUCAGUUACAAAAUGCGAAAUAUUUUACAUCACUAGAUCUUAAGUCCGGAUUCUGGCAGGUCGAAUUAGAUGAUCAGAGUAAGCCUAAGACGGCGUUUGUCACUCACGAGGGACUUUAUCAGUUUCGAGUGAUGCC